Messenger RNA from Danaus chrysippus (African queen), 2328 nucleotides. NCBI's taxonomy places the organism in Eukaryota, Metazoa, Arthropoda, Insecta, Lepidoptera, Nymphalidae. The record is from the annotation of a GenBank genome assembly.
AUGUUGUCACGCUACGUGGUAUCGCAAGUGAAACAUAACUCGUACUUCCUGGUGGGGUUGGGUAUCGGUCUGUGGCUCGCGCUGGCGACGGUGCCACUCGAGGAGGAUGUAGUGUCGUGCGAGGACUCCACGGCCGCGGCCCUGGACGAGUUCGAGCCGCAGCGUGAGGAGCGUCCCCCGGGCGCGGCGGGCCCCGCGGGACGCACCGUCACUAGACCACGAUACUACAGCACGGAACUGGGCAUGCGAGCCGCCCUGCUGGCAGGUGUCCUCAGUUCCGAGGCGGCCCUCGAGUCGCGCGCCGCCGCCCUCAACCAGACGGCCGCGGGUCUCCAGCCCGCCCUGCGCUUCUUCAUCACGGCCAGCGCCCUGCAAGGCGCGCCGGGCCGGGCCAACGUGGUGGGCUUCACGGACACGCGCGAGAUGCUGAAGCCGUUCCACGCGCUCAAGUACCUCGCGGACAACUUCCUCGAGGAGUACGACUUCUUCUUCCUGGUGUCGGACGCCACCUUCGUGAACGCUCGUCGUCUGAACCAGCUGGUGUCCAGCCUCAGCGUGAGUCAGGACGUGUACAUGGGAGCCGUCUCCGCCGACGACCCUCACUACUGCUCCCUGGAGGCCGGCCUGCUCCUGUCCAACUCGGUGCUGCGAGCCGUGCACGAGCAGCUGGACUGGUGCGUCCGGAACUCAUACUCACCGCACCACCACGAGAACCUCGGCCGCUGCGUGCUGCACGCGGCUGGCCUGCGCUGUGUGGCGGGGCUGCAGGCCGCCUCCUACGACACGGCGCCCCUCCCGCCCGCCGGCGCCCGCCUGCACCCCUCCCUGGCGGACGCGGUCACCCUCCACCCGGCGCUCACCCCCGACGACUUCUACCGCCUUCACGCCUACGUGUCCAGGGUGAACCUGGAGCGUGUCCGGGAGGAGGAGGCGCGGACCCGGCUGGAGGCGGCGCUCAGCUCGCGGCACCACCCGCCCGGCUACAGGAACGUGUCGUGGCCGAGCGCGCUCCGAGCGGACGCAGGCCUGGCGCCCCCACCCCCGCCCACAAGGUGCCCGGCCCCGCCGCCCUCACCCGCGCCCCCGCCCCCUCACCCCGCGUCACUAACAACACUACGUCGUGUUUCCAGGUUCGACCUGCUCCGCUGGACGCGCUUCAACCUCACACACGCCCUCCAAUUCGACGACCACCGCGCCGUCUCCAAGCUGAGCGCGUCCUACAAGCAGGCCGUGGACCUGAUCGUGGAGGAGGUGCGGGCGUGGGUGGGCCGGAGGUGGGGCGGCGGCGCGGAGGGAGGGGCAGCGUCCGUGGAGCUGGAGGAGGGCGCCUGGUGCUGGGAGCCGCCCCGCGCGCUGCGGUACCGGCUGUUGUUGAGGGUGACGGGUGAAGGGGGCGGGCGGCUGGUGCAGGUGGAGGCGGCGCGCGCGCUGGGAGCGGCCCGCCUCGCGCCCGCCCCCUACGUGACGGAGAGCGCGCGCGUGCACGUCGUGCUGGCCGCGCCCGACCAGCGGACACAGCUGGCCGCCUUCCUGGAGCGGUACGAGGCGGUGUGUCUGCAGAGGGACGGGAACACGGCGCUGUACGUGGUGGUGAUACCUGCCAGUGACGGAGGACGGCUGACGGAGGACGAGCGAGCUCACGUGGAGGAGCUGAGGGAGAUGCUGAGGACGGUCGGGGAGAAGCACCGCGCCCGACAACACGUGGACGUGCUCGUGUCCGGUAUAGGGCGGGGCGAGGGGCAGGGGGGAGGGCUGUGCGGGGCCGGGGAGAGGGCGCGGCGGGACGUGCGGCUCGCGCUCAGGGCGGCGCUGGGGAGGGCCCCGAAGGACGCGCUGCUGCUGGUGGGCGAGCACAGCAUGGAGUUCACCGAGGACUUCCUCAACAGGGUCCGCAUGAACACGGUGGCGGGGUCCCAGUGGUUCAGCCCGCUGCCGUUCGGCCGCUUCUCCCAGUACGCGCACCCGCUGUUCGUGGAGGCGGACGGGUCGCGGCCGUCGCUGCACACGGGCCGCUUCACUCACAGCGAGCUGCUCUCCGUCUACAACACAGACUACACGGAAGCUCUCCGUGUCUGGCUGGAGGCGGGCGGGUCCGAGGAGGCGUCUCCCUCAGAGGUCCUCGCGGCUAGCCCCCUGCGCGUGCUCCGCGCCCCGGAGCCGGCGCUGCUCCUCCCCCCGCGGCCCCGCCCCUGCAGCCCCGCCCCCUCCCCCUCCGAGGAGAGGGCGUGUCUGGUCCGAGAGCGGGAGCGCGGCUUCUCCGACCUGCUGCUGGGCGCGCGUCAGUCGCUCGCCAAGUUGUUGCUGCAGACUCAGGCGGAGCUCCAGUGA